GCUAAUUGUACUCAUGAACGGGACACCGCCUGCACAACACAACCACAGCUACUUUAAACUUCUUGUUUAGCAAACUUUACAGCAUGACAGAUCAUCUAUCCGACGAGCAAAUUGCUGAACUGCAGGAUGCAUUUUCACUAUUUGAUCUCAAUGGYCGUGGUAAAGUCCCAGCAAAGAAGGUUAAAGAUAUYUUAAGAGCUGUUGGACUCAAUCCAAUGAUGGACGACAUCCAGAAGAUGGAGAAAGACCUCGGCAAAGAAUCCGUCUCMUUCGAUUCCUUCCUGACACUUUACGUUGCUUUUGAUAAGAAGCCGAAAAUUGGAAUGGAGGAGUUCAUCGAGGGUCUUCGUGCGUUCGACAAAGAUCAAGACGGCACGGUGAGUGCAGCGGAACUUCGUAACAUUCUUGUUAGCCUUGGAGAUACAUUAACCCAAGAAGACGCCGAUACUAUUAUUGCUUUAGGAGAUAACCACGGUUCUGUCGARUACGAAAAACUUAUCAAGAAAGUAAUGGAUAGCUAGGUGACUAUGCUUGUUUAACUACUCGUCAACGUKAACUGUAACAUUUGUAUUUUAUUUCAACGUCCAGCUGAUACUUACGCUUCUAUGGUUUCCUGCGGUGGAGUUUUUCGACUAAACAAACURACACUGAAAAUCAACUUCAGAAUUCAGAGUCUCGAACAUUAAGCCCUGAGUAACACUGGAAAACUUAUAUAUUCUYAAAUUGUAAUAGGAUUAAAUGUAUCAAUACUAUGAGGUACUCAAACGCGACAGUAAAAGUUUGUUGAAGUAUGACUCGGGAACUCAUUCAGUCUUCUGGAAAUGUCAAGUCUUGAUAGCGAGAAAUAAGAAUUUAGUUCUGUGGMGUGUGGUUUAUAAAGAUUUGUUUAUAACUUUUGACGUAUAAAAUUGGUGUUUUAACAAAA
Molecule: messenger RNA, 925 nt
Organism: Exaiptasia diaphana
Lineage: Eukaryota; Metazoa; Cnidaria; Anthozoa; Actiniaria; Aiptasiidae
Product: myosin-2 essential light chain
Exons: 1
Coding region: 84-521 (145 amino acids)
Cellular component (GO): myosin II complex
Molecular function (GO): calcium ion binding
Source: RefSeq, a predicted model, not a curated record